Molecule: messenger RNA, 1179 nt
Organism: Closterium sp. Yama58-4
Lineage: Eukaryota; Viridiplantae; Streptophyta; Zygnematophyceae; Desmidiales; Closteriaceae
Source: the annotation of a GenBank genome assembly
AUGACUGACGUGGACUAUCUGUCAGAAACGCCGGGACAAAACGAACCUAUCUCACUUGAAACGGUGGAUGGGGCUCACGAUAUGAAUGGAGUGGCGUUAGGACGAACCAAUUUAGUGCUGCAGCGAGAAAUAAGGGUAGAGCAAGAGGAGAUCAUCGAGGAGCAGGAGACGUUGAUAGACGAGCACGAGCCAAGCGCGAUGGAGAGCUGGCAGGAGGACAACGGACGGCUGUUAUUGAUCGAUGGCCAUCCUGUGGUGUACCGGGCUUACCACCAGAUAUCAGCGCGGUUACACCACAGUGGUUACAACACCUUCGCACACGACGAGGACGUCAUGGGCACACUCUUCAAGUCCUUCGAGCAGAUUGUCAACCUUUUAGCGAUGCUCCCAACACACGUUGCACUGGUGUUCGACCAUGGGGACCCCACGUUCCGCCACGAGUCCUUCCAGGGCUACAAGAGCACGCGCCCACCUCGCCCUGACGCUGUGGCACGUGCCAUGGAGCUCAUGCAGGCCGCCCUCCGCGCCCUCGAGCUGCCCUCCUUUGCGAUCUCCGGGGUGGAGGCGGAUGAUGUUAUUGCAACUCUCGCAAAAGAGGCACUCGAGAAUGGCAUGAAGGUGCGCAUAGCAUCGCCAGACAAGGAUUUCUUCCAGCUGCUGUCCCCAAACCUCAAGAUGCUGCGACCCACGCAGCGCCCCAAGCGAGGCAACCCGCGAUACCCCACGUCGCACUUCUACACGUACGCAGAGGAGGACUUUCGGAGGGACUGGGGCGACGUGGAUCCUCCACUCUUUGCUGACGUCCUCGCCCUCAUGGGUGACAUCAGCGACAACAUUCCUGGGGCGCGUGGCAUUGGCCGCAAGAACGCACCCAAGCUUGUCCGCAAAUACGGGUCAGUGGAGCAAAUACUGGAGCGGCCAGAGCAGAUAUUGGACAAGAGGGGACGAGAGGCAGUAAUAGCCAGCAGAGACUCAAUCAUCCAAUCAAAGGAACUGGUAUCGUUGCGCAUGAAUGUGCCACACGGCAAGACAUGGGACGACCUCCGCUUUCACCCACCCGCAGAUGGUGGCGUCGAUUUUUGGAAGUUCAUGCAAACAUUGGAAGAGGAUUCAAUCCUAAUGAAGUCUGGCAUAAGGAAACGAUUGGAGGCAGUUUGGUCUGAGAUCCAAAAUCAAUAA